GGCGGGGCGCGGCGCAUGGCCGGGGCGGCGGCGGGGGGCAUCGCCACCCUGCCCGACGACGGCGGCGGCGGCGCCUUCCCCCCCGGGCACUUCAAGGACCCCAAGCGGCUCUACUGCAAGAACGGCGGCUUCUUCCUGCGCAUCAACCCCGACGGGAAGGUGGACGGCGUCCGCGAGAAGAGCGACCCGCACAUCAAACUGCAGCUUCAAGCGGAAGAAAGAGGAGUGGUGUCAAUCAAAGGUGUGAUUGCAAAUCGCUUCCUGGCCAUGAAGGAGGAUGGCAGAUUGCUGGCCUUGAAAUAUGCAACAGAAGAAUGUUUCUUCUUUGAGCGUUUGGAAUCUAAUAAUUAUAACACUUACCGAUCACGGAAAUACUCCGACUGGUACGUGGCACUGAAAAGAACUGGACAGUACAAACCUGGACCAAAAACUGGACCUGGACAGAAAGCUAUCCUUUUUCUUCCCAUGUCUGCCAAAAGCUGAUUCCCAUGGCGGAUUCCGAGCACGUUUGCCA
This is a messenger RNA of Corapipo altera (White-ruffed manakin), 514 nucleotides long. RefSeq names its product fibroblast growth factor 2 (gene FGF2). The transcript has 3 exons. Gene Ontology annotation, molecular function: growth factor activity; fibroblast growth factor receptor binding. Lineage: Eukaryota; Metazoa; Chordata; Aves; Passeriformes; Pipridae. Gene Ontology annotation, biological process: positive regulation of cell population proliferation; cell differentiation; regulation of cell migration. The coding region runs from base 16 to 483 and encodes 155 amino acids. Gene Ontology annotation, cellular component: cytoplasm. The record is from RefSeq and is a predicted model, not a curated record.